AUGAAUUUUCUUCCUCUUAGUUUGUAUUUAUUAUUAUUUGCACUAGUCAAUGUCAACACAUUAGUUCUAUCUAAUAGUAACAGUUCAGGAAAAGGGGUGAGUAAAUCGGAGGGGGGAGAGGGGCUGGAUGUCGUGGUCAAGACCAACCAUUCAGCCCAGUCUGAUUCCACUAAUAAUGAAAUUUCUGACGGCAGGACAUCUAUUAAUGAUGAAAAAAAGGUGAAUAAGGAGGAUUCUUCUGGUAGCGAUAGUUCUGUCGAAUCUUCUGGCAGCGGAGAAAAGGAAGGCGCUAAAGUAGGCAAUAAGGAGGAUGAAGAGAAAAAUGAACAUAAAAGUGAUGAGAAAAAUGAACAUAAAAGUGAUGAGAAAAAUACGCCUGUUGACGAUAAAAACAAUGCUGAGAGUGGCCCUAAAGAACAGACCACUGACGCUGCUACUGGUGACUCAGUGAAACAUAGCGAAUUUGAAGAGUAUAAGAAGGAGGAGGGUGAAAAGGUUGACAAACUUGCCAAGGACGAGCAAGCUAAAUAUGAAGACCUAGAAGCCAAAGUGGCCAAAUUAACCGAAAGUGUCAAUGUUAUUGAGAAAUUUGAAGAGAAGCUGGCGAGUAUCAAACCAGUGACUCAAGAAACCCAAUCAAAAACACAACAGAAAGUACCAGGACAGCAGGGUAAAGCUGAAUCAGCAAAUAUCAUAACAUUUAGUAAAGCUAGUUUUAACUGUCCUUUGGAUUGUACAGGUUGCAGUAAUGGUGUCGGCAAAAACUUCUUUUGCAAGGGAACAAUUUGCAAGCCAUACAAGAACCUAACAGAUUUUUCCUGUGAGCAGGGGUUAACUAUGUGCGGGGUAUUUAAUGUAAAUGACAAUCAGACAUUCAACCUUAUAUCAUCAAAUAGCAGUAGUAGAACUUUACAAUCAUUCGAGGUACAAGGGUCAAAUAUGAAUCCAUGUGUAGAGUUGUUGGUAGUCCCCAACAGCUAUGUAUGUGAUAGGAUGAAUAUAAACGUUUUGGAACAGGAAUCGCAAAAAAUUUUAGAUCCAAACUUUAUCUCCACUAUUUUUCCUACCGGGAUCAGAUUUGACAAUUUGCUCAUCAAUGCCGCCCCUGGCAACUAUAAAGUAUGCAUGGCGCAAUACUCAAAUGACAGCAGAUUGGCAGGAUCAUUCGUAUCUUCCUUAGGAAAUUUAUUCAACAGGUUAUCAAACCCUCCCCCGCAGCUCAUAAGCAUACAGCAAGCCGGCACGAUCAUUCUUACUUAA
Molecule: messenger RNA, 1260 nt
Organism: Babesia microti strain RI
Lineage: Eukaryota; Apicomplexa; Aconoidasida; Piroplasmida; Babesiidae
Exons: 2
Coding region: 1-1260 (419 amino acids)
Source: RefSeq, a predicted model, not a curated record